AUGGCUCCUCUACAUUUAGUAGACCUAACGGUCGCUGAUGGGUGUGCCAUUCUGGUUUCACUUGCGAUACUUUACGCCAUUGGAACGGUUGUUUAUAACUUAUUCCUUCAUCCUAUGGCGUCGAUUCCAGGCCCGAAACUAUAUGCCGUCUCGCAAAUUCCUUUUCUAUGGGGAUCCUACUGGGGGACAUGGCCAUUCACUUUGAAGACUCUUCAUGACAAGUACGGGCCUGUAGUCCGGACAUCGCCCAGAGAUGUCUCAUUCAAUACCCCCUCGGUGUGGAAAGAGAUCUACGGCUCUAAAAGCCGUAAUGGCCAGUUUAAAAGAGACGAUUCGUUCCGUGUUGCAAGCAAGCGUGGUUUUGGCAUAGCCGAUGAAGAUGUUACGGAGCACACUCGGCAUCGCCGCAUGCUUUCGCAUGCGUUUUCAGAAAAGGCAUUGCGAGGCCAGGAAGGCAUCAUGCAGCGCCUUGUAGACCUCCUGAUAUCUGGACUGAAACUACAUAUCAAAGAACAUGGAUCGGAGCCGGUAAACAUGACAAAACGAUAUAACUGGACCACCUUUGACAUUAUUGGAGACUUGGCUUUUGGCCAGACAUUCGGGUGCCUUGAGACCAGGAAGCCUCACUACGUGAUCGCCAUGGUUAAUGAUUUCUUUUUCCAUCUCAUUCGCACUCAGCCUUUUAAACGCCUCCCACUUCUUGGCAUCUUUCAACGCUUCUUUGUGCGCUCCGAUGCGCUGGAAACUGUUCUACAGUUUGAAAAGUUUGCCUUCGAAACGAUAAAGCAAAGAGUUGAAAAGGGGGACCCUGACAAGAGAGAUUUUAUGUCGUAUAUUUUGUCUCAUAAUGAUAGAGGCGAUUUCACCGACGCUGAACUGACGUCCAACGCCUCAACCCUCCUACUUGCCGGAAGUGAAACUACUGCGACUGCACUGAGCGGUGCCACCUUUUAUCUCCUCAGGAACCCCUCAAUUUACCAACGCCUAGUUCAAGAGGUCCGAUCGAGUUUCAAAGAAGAAAAAGAUAUUACGAUAAGUGAACUGGAUAAUUUGCCAUAUCUGAUUGCUGUCCUUACUGAAACAUUGCGAACAUACCCUCCUGUGCCUGCCAUAAUGGCUCGCACUAUUCCUAAAGGGGGGAAAUCUGUAUGCGGUUACUGGAUACCAGAAAACACCGUUGUUUCCAUUUCUCAGCUGGCUGCAUAUCACUCAGAACGUAACUUUCUACGUGCCGAGGAGUUUAUCCCCGAACGCUGGCUUAAUGAUCCCCGAUUUAAGGAUGACUCCAGGGAGAUAUUCCAGCCAUUCUCAAUUGGUCCUCGAAAUUGCAUAGGCCAGGGGAUGGCAAAGGGUGAAAUGCGACUAGUCUUUGCGCGAAUUCUGUGGAAUUUUGAUCUGGAACUUUCAUCGGAGUCCACAAAUUGGACCAGGAACCAAAGUAUAUACGGCCUAUGGAGGAAAGAACCUCUUAUGGUGAAGCUCAAACCAGUGGUACGAAGUUAA
This is a messenger RNA of Microsporum canis CBS 113480, 1503 nucleotides long. Its product is annotated as benzoate 4-monooxygenase cytochrome P450. NCBI's taxonomy places the organism in Eukaryota, Fungi, Ascomycota, Eurotiomycetes, Onygenales, Arthrodermataceae. The coding region runs from base 1 to 1503 and encodes 500 amino acids. The record is from RefSeq and is a predicted model, not a curated record. Gene Ontology annotation, molecular function: oxidoreductase activity, acting on paired donors, with incorporation or reduction of molecular oxygen; iron ion binding; monooxygenase activity. The transcript is spliced from 4 exons.